ACUGUAUUUCUGAUCAAUUUGUUAUUUUAAUGUACAAAAAUGUGAUUUUCUUUAAUAAAAAAACAAGGGCAUUUCUAAGUGACCCCAAACCUUUGAACAGUAGUGUAUACCUUUAUAUUUUGUUAUCAUGCUCUUGCAGUACCUCCGCAUACCCCAUUUGGAGAACUACUAGUCUAGAGAGCACAGUAAAAGUUUGCUUAGGUGUAUUUUUAAACUCUCCAUCGUUAAGUAGGAAGACACAGAUGUCAUUGUUGUAAAAAACUGUGAGUGUGCUUGGUUUACCAUCAUCCUAAAUUUAAGUAUUGAAUUAUUUUGUUGUAUUUGAUUAUUUUUACUUUAUGCCAAUUUCCCCAAGGUUUAUGUUACUACAUUACACAAGCUCACAUUUUCAACACGUACAUUUUUUUCUGUUGAGAUACAAUGUCCUUUUUUCUUCAGAUUGGUGAUGCUAAUAUAAAAGUUCACUGUCAUCACGAAUAGAUUUAAAUCGAUUGCUUUAAACAGGUUAAUAUAUGUGGGUUGGUACCGUUCAUUUUGUUAUAUGCGCCUGUCUGUUGCAGGACUUUAUAACACUUAUCAUUUUUAAAGGUUCAAUGUAGCCCUUUUAAUGUCAAUAUCAAAUCAUUUCUGGGUAACAGAUAAGUACCUCACUGUGAUUGGUUUAAAUUAAAAUGGUUUCCGACAUUCUAGAAUUUUUGAGGACUGUCUUCAACAAAUUCUCUUCUUUACAAGUGAUGUGAAUAUGUUUUCUCAGACUCCGUGUGGCCUUUGAAAAGUGUUUGUUUAAACAGUGCAUACACAGCAAACAUUUGCUCCUUAUUCAAUUCAUUUCAAUGUGAUAUCGAUGGAAGUGCUAAAAUAAAAACGCUUACCGCAUUGUCGACCUACUUGAAUCAAAAUGCAACACUUCAGAAUGUAGCUAGGUGUCUCCUACAAAUUGUCCUGUAACCAGUGAUGUACACAUUCGUCCCAGAUUCCGUGUGGUUUUUGAGCUGUGUUAGUUUAAACAGGACAUGCAACCUCAUCUCCCCCCUCUCAAACUAUUGAUUUCAACGUGAUAAUCGAUUGGAGGGUCCGACAAAUGUUGCGUUUCUCUUUCUGUUAGUGUCCCACAUAUCAAAAUGUAGCUGACUGACUUCUGCAGGUUGUUGUCUAACCAGUGAGUAAAAUAAUGUGGUUUUUAACAGAUUUUACCCCCCCCUAAUCGAUGUGAGUGAUUUAUUUUCAAAACAACAGGGUUUUUGGUGCGUGUGCAGUUUCUAAGGUGCUUAUUUAAAAAAUACAAGUAAUAUGAUUAGUAUUGUUUCACAUUAGUAUUGUUUUAUGUGUAGACAGUACAUUUUAUGUUUAGGUUUUCAAUAUAUUACAAACUGUUUCUGCAUGUUGGUUAUUGAUUUGGACACUGUGUUUUUACAUUGAGCUAUUUGAUCUAAAUGUUUUGUCAACAGGAAGCAGCAACAGCAUCAUUUUCAACUUAAGUUUUAGGAAUAUAAAUUGAACUUUCAACAUGAAUUUCCAAUGGUUAUUGGACUUACUCACGGGGAAACUGCCGAGUGAGUCCAAGAAUGUGCUGUGAUUUAUUUUGAUGAUAAAGGCUACCAGAAAUCACCAAAAAUGGGUUUGCCCUGCCUACUCAUAUCAUAGACCCUUGGUUAUAUCAUCUGCCAGCGGGCUACCAUUUGAAAGUCUUCGGUAUGACCUUAACGACACAUCUCAGUUGUCUUCCACACCACUGCAGGUCCUGUUCUACCUCAACAGCUGGUAUUUUGCUGCCUACUUCCUCGCUGAGGGUCUGAUGUUUGUUUACAAAGGAUUGUUGUUACCAUACCCACCAGCAAGUCUCACGUUGGAUGCUGGGCUACUACUUGUUUUCCUGGGCCUUGAGUCCCUCCGAAUAUUUUACGGUUGGAAGGGGAACUUAACAGAGCGUUCUCUGGCCAUGUCAGUGAGUGUGCUGGUCCUGGUGCCGUGCACAGUGCUGUCUGUGUACUACCUGAUGCUGCAGACCUUCGUCCUGCGCCUGGAGUUCAUCCUUAAUGCUGUGUUACUCUGCUUCUACAGUCUGGAGAUGCUGCUAGGAAUCAUGUCCAUAUCUGCUUUCUCCAGGUCAAAGGUGUACUGAGGAAGAGGAAUGCUGCAAUGUUCCACAUCGUUUCAAGAGGAAUGCUGCAAUGUUCCACAUCGUUUCAAGAGGAAUGCUGCAAUGUUCCACAUCGUUUCAAGAGGAAUGCUGCAAUGUUCCACAUCGUUUCAAGAGGAAUGAUGCAAAGUUCCACAUCGUUUCAAGAGGAAAGAAGAAAGGGUUUUCAACAGGAUUGUUAUGUGAACAUGUUUAAAUCUCACAUGUUGUAGUUUUUAUAUUGUCUGUUAAUAGCCGAAAUAUUUAUAUUUUUGUAAUGAUGAAAUGACAUCUAUUUUUUUUGUACCUGUUUUUGUAUCAACUGUCAAUGUUGUAUGGUACUAGCAGCACCAAUAGGAUUGUCUUAUGAGGUUAUUCCAUCUGCUGUGCCUGAUAAUGGAAUGUAUUUGUACAAUCUUUGUUGUUGUUGAUUCAGAGCACUAUAUUUCAUUAUUUACUGUAAUAAAUACAAUUCCUCAUUCA
This is a messenger RNA of Oncorhynchus gorbuscha (pink salmon), 2602 nucleotides long. Its product is annotated as transmembrane protein 216-like. The record is from RefSeq and is a predicted model, not a curated record. Lineage: Eukaryota; Metazoa; Chordata; Actinopteri; Salmoniformes; Salmonidae. Gene Ontology annotation, cellular component: ciliary transition zone. Gene Ontology annotation, biological process: non-motile cilium assembly. The coding region runs from base 1586 to 2122 and encodes 178 amino acids. The transcript has 4 exons.